AUGGCCAGCCUAAACCAAAGACAUACACAUUCUGAUCAUUCGGACGAAGAUUCAAGCAGCGUAAAUAUUUAUGAUGAGCAAGAGCAAGAACAGCUCAUAGCCUCCUUAAAAGCUGAAAAUGAUCGAGUGAACAACUUUUUUAGGAAUCCGCUAGAUCUUGAAAUUCCUCUUCCACUUCCUAAACCAGUACCCUCCACAGCACCUUAUCCAGCAUUGUCUACUAUAUGUUCUUUACUGUCUUUGCUAGUUUCCGCAUACAUUGUAAAAUCUCCAAAAAUUGAGAUGUCGCAUGUGUAUAGUGGAUUGUUCGUGUCCUUUGUACCAUUGUUGGUAUCGCAUGCUAUACGCAAAGGGGAAGUGUUAUGGUGGGGAAUACCGUUAGGUAUGUUUAUGGUUAACGUUGUUGCUGUGUACUGGAUUAAAGAGUCGGAAGGAAACUUGCGGGACUUUGAGAAAUUGAAGUACAAUUACAAAGGAGCGUAG
This is a messenger RNA of Paraglomus occultum, 483 nucleotides long. NCBI's taxonomy places the organism in Eukaryota, Fungi, Glomeromycota, Glomeromycetes, Paraglomerales, Paraglomeraceae. The record is from the annotation of a GenBank genome assembly.